Acanthosepion pharaonis is the source of this 507-nucleotide messenger RNA. The record is from the annotation of a GenBank genome assembly. NCBI's taxonomy places the organism in Eukaryota, Metazoa, Mollusca, Cephalopoda, Sepiida, Sepiidae.
AUGACCACCUUUUUCUUAUCUAUCUAUCUAUCUAUCUAUCUAUCUAUCAUUGCUUGUUUACGUCUAUACUCUCUGUUCAAACUAUCUAUCUAUCCCAGUUCAAUCUAUCUAUCUAUCCCAGUUCUAUCUAUCUAUCUCAGUUCUAUCUAUCUAUCUCAGUUCUAUCUAUCUAUCUAUCUCAAUCUAAGUCAGUUCAAUCUAUCUAUCUAUCUCAGUCAGUUCAAUCUAUCUAUCUAUCUAUAUCAGUCAGUUCAAUCCAUCUAUCUAUCUAUCUAUAUCAGUCAGUUCAAUCCAUCUAUCUAUCUAUCUAUAUCAGUCAGUUCAAUCCAUCUAUCUAUCUAUAUCACCUCUCACGCACGCGUGCAUCUCUUUCGCACUUGUGCUGCGGUUAUUCUUCGUAUUUCAACCAUUACAAUGUUGUCAUCCUCUCUGUUUCUUUCUUCAUCCCUCAUCUCUGCCACCCACGCCUGGUAUCUUCUUCCUUCGCCGCUAGAAAAGCGCUGUUAA